This is a messenger RNA of Lepisosteus oculatus (spotted gar), 4073 nucleotides long. RefSeq names its product prolyl 3-hydroxylase 2 (gene p3h2). NCBI's taxonomy places the organism in Eukaryota, Metazoa, Chordata, Actinopteri, Semionotiformes, Lepisosteidae. Gene Ontology annotation, molecular function: procollagen-proline 3-dioxygenase activity; protein binding; iron ion binding. The record is from RefSeq and is a predicted model, not a curated record. Gene Ontology annotation, cellular component: endoplasmic reticulum. Gene Ontology annotation, biological process: collagen metabolic process.
ACACUGCAGUCUUGUGCCCUAACAAAUCACGUGUAGACUAGGUUGCUUCUAACAUCACAGGUGAUUACGUCUUGUUUAAAAAUGUACAGCCCAUUUGAUUAUCUUAAAUAGACCGGGGUACCCAUUAUCAGAAAACAGUGACAGUUCUUGCUCAUUACUACAAGAAACGUUGGGAGCCGUGGGUGAACUGAAGUUGCCUCAGCUACCCCUUUAAGACACCGCAGUAGCUGAAUGGUUUAGUAUAGUGUUUCACGCUUUUUUCCCUCAAUUGACUCGCAUCCUUCUCUCUGGACUCCGCUAAUCAUCCUGGCGUGCUUUGACACACAGGGUUUAUAGGGAUUUCGUGCUGCAAGUGCGAGCGCAGCGACAACAGUAGUCUUAGCAGAAGAUGGAUUUAACGUUAUUCCAGUACAGCAUUUUCGCUGGGGUAUCAGUUUUGCUCCAGGCUGUUUCACCAAUCUCAGCUACAGCCUUACUGGAACCUUUCGAUCGCCUGUAUGACAGUGGUGUUGAAGCCUUCUAUAGCAGUGACUAUGAAAGUGUGGUGUACUACAUGGAGAAAGCGCUCCGUAGUUACUCUGAACUUCGCCACACCAAAGUCCGAUGCAGGCUGAAAUGCAAGGAUCAGCACCCUUUAGAUGGAUCCGACUCGGACCUGCAGUUCUUCGAUUCGGUGCUUAGAAGGGCUGCUUGCCUGAAUGACUGCAUCGAGAAGAAAACCGGGUCCCAGUCCAUGCACAUGGCAAGCGAAGAUGUCAUUCAAGAUUUCAACAGGAGGACACCGUAUAACUUUCUUCAGCUAGCUUACUAUAAGCUGAACCAGUUAGACAAGGCAGCAGAAGCAGCCCACACUUACUUUCAAGCAAAUCUGGAGCAUGUGGAGAUGUGGCAGAACCUGGAAAACUAUAAGCUGCUGGAGGGAGUUGAAGAGAGCUAUUUCCAAGACAGGGAAGCACGGCCACAUCAGCAAGCCUUCACAACGGGAGUGAAACACUAUGAUGAUGGGAACUAUGAGAAGGCAAUUGAGUUCUUCGAAGAGGCACUGGUGGAAUACUACAAGGCUGACGUGGAGUGCAGGGCACUGUGUGAGGGACCUCAAAAAUUCGAGGAAUAUGAGUACUUGGAGUACCGCCCAAGCCUUUACAGAGCAAUUUCAGAUCACUAUACGCAGGUCUUGGCUUGUGAGCACGAGUGUGUGAGAGAGCUGGCCACACGACCAGGCCGGCUGUCACCCAUGGAAAACUACCUGCCUCUGCACUAUGACUAUCUCCAGUUCGCCUACUUCAAAGUGGACAAAAUCUCUGAAGCUUUGGAAUGUGCCGAGACCUACCUUCUAUUUCACAAGGGGGAUGAGUUCAUGACUGAAAACAUGGAGUUUUACAAGGAGGUUCUGGGUGAAGAACGAAAGCCCAGACGGGAGGCUGAAAGGUACAUCAGCCGUCACCAGAAGGAAGCAGAACUUCUCACUGUGGGCACUGCAAAUCUCGGUGUUGAAUAUACAGAGCCGAAUUACUGGAGCAGCACAGGGGGAAGAGAGGAUGUGAACAGGGUUCCUUCAGGCACGGAUGGGUGGCUAGACUAUGUCCCCAUAACAGAGAAGAAGAACACUACCUCAGGAAUUGCACGUGAGCUGAGAGAAGGUGGACCUUUACUGUACGAUGAAGUGAAGUUAGUCCUGAACUCAGAGAUGCUCAAUGGCAGCCAGCGAGUCCUGUUUGACAGUGUCAUUACGGAGGAGGAGUGUUUGGAACUCAAAAAUGUGGCCAACACAAUUGUCAUAGCAGGAGAUGGGUACAGAGGGAAGAUGUCACCUCACACUCCAAAUGAGAAAUUUGAAGGAGCCACAGUCCUGAAAGCUUUGCAGUAUGGCUACGAGGGACGAGUCCCACUGAAAAGUGCCCGUUUGUUUUACGAAACUAGCGAAAAGGCUAGGAAAAUCAUCGAGUCCUAUUUCAUGCUGAACACAACACUGUACUUCUCUUAUACUCACCUUGUCUGCAGGACUGCUGUUAAAGGCCAACAAGACCACCGGAACGAUCUGAGCCAUCCCAUCCACGCAGAUAACUGCCUGCUGGACCCUGAGGCACAUGAGUGCUGGAAAGAGCCACCUGCGUAUACCUACAGGGAUUACAGUGCCCUUUUAUACCUAAAUGGAGAUUUUGAUGGAGGGGAGUUUAUUUUCACUGAAAUGGAUGCAAAAACAGUGACAGCCUCCGUGAAGCCCAGGUGUGGGCGAAUGGUGGGCUUCUCGUCUGGAGGGGAGAAUCCUCACGGUGUGAAAGCAGUAACCAGUGGACAGAGGUGUGCAGUGGCACUGUGGUUUACUCUGGAUCCUCUAUACAGAGAGAUGGAAAGGCUGCAGGCUGACGAGGUGAUCCACUCCUUAGACAGCGACAACUUGAAUAAAGAACUUCAAAUAAACCCCCGGGACGAACUGUGAGGAGAACGUGGAGGUCACGGAGCAUAAUGUUAUCUAUUUAUUUAAUUGCAUUGAUCUUUACAGAAUGUUUUUAUUUUUGUACUGUGUCUGAAGUGCCAGUUUUCCAGUUUGUGUGGACGUGUGUGAAAUCGCGGAGACAAUCUGUGUGCUCCUCAUACCAGUACUCGAGUCUGCUUUCUGUGAUUAGAGUCUCCCAGACCUGUGCAUAUUUUUACCCUAAGUAGUCAUCCAGGCACAAAUUCGCCAAACACUAUUGGAGGUCAAACUAGCUGAUGCCAAAAAAAGCCUUUCAGCUUUCAUUUUCUGAAAAGCUGUAAAAGAUUAAAGGUUUGCUGUUCAUGAUUUGUCUUAUUUGAAAGCAAAGACUGGUCUGCAAUUUAAAUUAUUAAUCUUAUGUCCCAUUCAGAUCUCAAGCGCAUUUUUCAUGCUCACUGAAAUUUGUUUAGAGGUUUAUUUUUUCUCAGUUUUUCUAUUUAUUUAUAGAUUUUGUAUAGUGGAAUUCUUAGUUAUUUUGGAAAUGCCAUUAUUUAAGCCUGUUUGGAUGUAAUCAUUUAUGUGCCAAUUUAUUGUGCAGUGGUGCUCCAAAGAAGUUUGAGUUUGUGUAUCCAAUGUUUUUCCAGGUGAGUUUGGGUCUGUUUGUGUAUUUAAAAAUUCAGUUGGUAUUAGAUCAUGAAAUUUUGUUUCAGAAUUCUACUUCAUUUGCAUACACCAGCCAUUAAUUCAGCAGUGUAUGCAAAUAAAGUAGAAUUGUUUCUAUUGACUCUCUUAUUUUGGAUCAACCUCAAAACUAAAUUCUUUAAUGUGCCAUAUUUAAUCUAAAUGAUCUAUACAAUUCAGGAGGAGAAUUCUCUCUGUCCCAUUAAGGCCAACAAACACUGCUAGUGAAGUUUAACCAAAACAUUACCUCUGCUAUCUUCUGAGUGAAGGAAAAAAAUCUGAGAAUCUGUUAAAUUCACAGAUUCUCAGACUGAAUUAAGUAUUACGUAAAAAGAUAGGCAGAAGACAUUCUAAUCACUUUUCCACAAAAUAUGAUUUUGAGUUUUGUAUUCAGAAGACUUAAAAGGGUGGCUUCUAUUUUGGACUGUUCUCCUAACAAAGCCUUCGUGCCAUGCUAGAUGAUAAAAAUGCCCCCCUUUGUAAAACAGUAUGUUUGAACUUUGUUUUAAGCCAAAACACCAUCAUAAACAUUCUAAAGAUGCCUGGCUGCGCGUUAGUAAUCAUAAGCUGCCACUAUGAUUGUUAACAUUUAAAAGAUCUUUUAUUUAUUUCUGUUUCAAGAAAUUUUAAAUUUGAGGUGGCAGACAGAAAUUGUUUAUUUUCCAAGAAGCCAUGUUGACUGGCACCAUUGUAUUGGGUCCAGUGGACACUUUGAAGUGUGCUAAUGCCAACUGUACUGUUUUAUUAUUUAAACAUCCACUGCACCUUUUGAGUAUUUGUUGAGUUGUAUUGCUAUUACAAAGUGGAAUUUUGGAGAGCGUGCUGAGCAACCCAGUUGUUUUCACUUUCCUUGUAAUGCCUAUGUAAAUAAGAAUUCUGCUGCAUAUCAGUGAUGGUGUUCCUUCUACAUUAUUUAAUUAAAUUAUUGUUAAACUGUAGAUGGAUUUUAAAAAAAUAAACUUUUCUUUUUCAUGCA